AAGAAAAUCUCUGAUGGAUUCUUGACCAUGAGGUCAAAUAACAAAAGCAUCUUCAAAGUAGCGUCUCGAUAACUUUGGUUUUAGGUGGAAGGUGUCGAGGGCUUUCUUCUCAAAUUCUUGCAUAAAUAUAUUUCCGAUGAUUGGUGAUAAUGGAGAACGCAUAGUUGUUCCUGGCAUUUCAUAAAUUUGACCGUUACCAGAAAAAUAUGUUUCAGUCCCUGUAUAUGCUAAUUUUGUUUUACUGUAAUUACCGAACUACGCCACUGGCGCCGCCGGUUUUAAAUAUACACCGUAUACGUUUUUAUUCAAUAGCGUUCGCAGUCUGCUCGCUUUUCUUUGUAAAUUUUAGGUUUGGUCUUUUUUUCGACGCUCAACGGAGAGUAUUUUGUCUUUUUUUCAAAUAUUGGCAGCGUCCAUAAUAAAGCAGGCGCGCUUAUUUUUAGAUGUUAUAUCGGUGUACACGCCUCCAAAUCGCGACAAUAACAUAAUAUUUCGUUCAGUUUUCCGCGAAAAAUUCCCGCGUUAUGGAGUUCGCCGCUAACAUUUACAGAAAAUAUAUUCAAAAUGAUUCUAACUCGCAACAAAGCUGUACCCGGCCCCCGCCCUUGGAAAAAGCGAACUUCGAUGUAGAUUUGGCCAAUUUUUGCCAAACUCGAAGAUCAGUCUUGAAAGAAUUCGAUCCUCUCUACCCCGCAAGCCCAUGCACUAAAGUAAAUGUUGAGAACGAAAGUGGGGACCAAACUAAAGACAAAUUGGAAACAUUUCCUAUGGUGAGUAUCACGCCAAAUACAGAAUUACCGAUAUCAAACCAAGUAGAGGUCAAAUCCGGUGCAAAUGCCGCAGCGAAUUUAACUCCCACAUUAGUUGAAGAUGAGAAGACCUCCACGGAGCAAUCAAGCAGUGAUUUAAAACCAAUUCCAGAACCUACUGCGACAAAUACUAUUGGGGAGUGUAAAAAACCAAUCGUAAAUGCUGAGAACGAAAGUGAGGCCCGAUCUAAAGACAAAUUAGCAGCAUCUGGCACCGUGAGUAUCACUGCACAUGAAGAAUUACCGGAAUCAAACCAAGUGGAGGUCGAGUCCGGCGCAGAUACCGCACCGAAUUUAACUCGCCUAUUAGUUGAGGAUGAGACCUCUUCGGGGCCAUCAGGUAGUGAUACCCUAGGGGAGUGUAGAACAACAAUCGUGGAAGCUGAGAAGGCAAGUGGCAACCGACUUAAAUACAAAGUAGAGACAUCUGCUAAAGUGAGUAUGACGCUAAAUGAAGAACUACUGAAAUCAAACCAAGUAGAGGUCCAGUCCGGGGUAGAUACCGCGGUGCAUUUAACUCGCAUAUUAGUUGAGGAUGAGACCAGCAAGAGCAAGCGAGAGACGGAGCAAUCAGGCAUUAAUUUGAAACCAAUAUCUGAGGCUUCUGCGGCAAAUGCUAUUGGGGAGUAUAAAAAAACAACCGUGAAUGCCGAUAAUGAACGUGAGGAUCAAUCUAAAGACAAAUUAGAAAUAUCUGCCACCGUGAGUAUCACUGCACAUGAAGAAUUACCGGAAUCAAACCAAGUGGAGGUCGAGUCCGGCGUAGAUACCGUAGUGAAUUUAACUCGCGUAUUAGUUGAGGAUGAGAUCUCCUCGGAGCCAUCAGGUAGUGAUACCCUAGGGGAGUGUACAAUCGUAGAAGCUGAGAACGCAAGUGGCAACCGACUUAAAUACAAAGUAGAGACAUCUGCUAAACUGAUCCUCGACGAGUACGAGAAGCGGAUUGCAGAGCAGACCAAGCAAUUGGAAACGUUGAUGUCAGAGAAGCAAGCGACAGCUAAGCAAUUUUCUAACCUCGAGUUGGCCUUUUCUGAUGUCUUCACAAGGUACGAAAAAUUGAAAGUGAUUAUAGACAAAUAUAAGAGCAACGAGAAUAUUCUGAAAUUGAACUUGCAGAGCUCCGAGCAAGCGCUGAAGUUAUGGGAAGAGAAAUACCAAAAGCUAAAGAAAUGUUCGGGUGAUGAGGUUUCUCGAAUCGCAUUGGAGAAGGAGAACAUAACUAAAGAACACGAGGAAUUGCACACGUCCCUGAGGGCGAUGAUUAAGCUGCUCGAGAUCAAAUGCUCUUCCCUGGAGACGGCGCUGAUGCAAAAGACGCGAGAGUGUCGAGAGUUGGAGGCCUUAUGUAACGACAUGUCACGCACUCUAGGGUAUCACUACCUGAUGGCUCCGAAGAGGUCUCAUCCUCAACUAAUACGCGAGUUAAAUGCACCGCGGCAUCUACGCCGGACUGGACCUCUACUUGGUUUGAUUUCGGUAGUUCUUCAUUUAGCGUCAUACUCACUUUAGCAGAUGUCUCUACUUUGUAUUUAAGUCGGUUGCCACUUGCGUUCUCAGCUUCUACGAUUGUACACUCCCCUAGGGUAUCACUACCUGAUGGCUCCGAGGAGAUCUCAUCCUCAACUAAUACGCGAGUUAAAUUCACUACGGUAUCUACGCCGGACUCGACCUCCACUUGGUUUGAUUCCGGUAAUUCUUCAUGUGCAGUGAUACUCACGGUGGCAGAUAUUUCUAAUUUGUCUUUAGAUUGAUCCUCACGUUCAUUAUCGGCAUUCACGGUUGUUUUUUUAUACUCCCCAAUAGCAUUUGCCGCAGAAGCCUCAGAUAUUGGUUUCAAAUUAAUGCCUGAUUGCUCCGUCUCUCGCUUGCUCUUGCUGGUCUCAUCCUCAACUAAUAUGCGAGUUAAAUGCACCGCGGUAUCUACCCCGGACUGGACCUCUACUUGGUUUGAUUUCAGUAGUUCUUCAUUUAGCGUCAUACUCACUUUAGCAGAUGUCUCUACUUUGUAUUUAAGUCGGUUGCCACUUGCCUUCUCAGCUUCCACGAUUGUUGUUCUACACUCCCCUAGGGUAUCACUACCUGAUGGCUCCGAAGAGGUCUCAUCCUCAACUAAUACGCGAGUUAAAUUCGGUGCGGUAUCUGCGCCGGACUCGACCUCCACUUGGUUUGAUUCCGGUAAUUCUUCAUGUGCAGUGAUACUCACGGUGGCAGAUGCUUCUAAUUUGUCUUUAGAUCGGGCCUCACUUUCGUUCUCAGCAUUUACGAUUGGUUUUUUACACUCCCCAAUAGUAUUUGUCGCAGUAGGUUCCGGAAUUGGUUUUAAAUCACUGCUUGAUUGCUCCGAGAAGGUCUUCUCAUCUUCAACUAAUGUGGGAGUUAAAUUCGCUGCGGCAUCUGCACCGGAUUUGACCUCUACUUGGUUUGAUAUCGGUAAUUCUGUAUUUGGCGUGAUGCUCACCAUAGGAAAUGUUUCCAAUUUGUCUCUAGUUUGGUCCCCGCUUUCGUUCCCAACAUUUACGACUUUAGUGCAUGGGCUAAAAAAACAGGUCUUUGGAAAAAUGUUUUUUCACUUGUCAACUAAAAUUGGAAUUUUUUAUUAUGGAUCCAUGGAAGUGGUGAAUAUUUAAUACUUGGACCUAUCUAUGGCGAAAAUAUAUUAUACAGGGUGGUCACAAAUGGAAAACUUUUAUUUAUAUAGCUUUUAUUACAAAAAAUGGUAGUUUGGAAGUUAUGGCCAGUUUUCUGCAACAACUCAUAACAUAACAACAUAAAAGUUUUUUUAUUAAAUAUGAAUUACUUAAAUUGAAUACAAAAUCGACAAAUAAUGCUGGUAAAUAGAACUUAUUACUGAGAAAACGUUUUCUAACCCCCCGAACCGGCGUCUUAUUUUUACAAGAUAUCCAUGGAAAAAAAGAACUAAUAAAAUAGUUGCUUACCUGAACAGAAGUGCCCAGUUUUUAUUUAACCUUUAUUUGUUACCAACUUUAAGAAAAAAUUGAAUUUUACAGUGUCGAACAACUUUUAUAUCUUCGUGAGUAAUAAUAAGAGUCCAGCAUUAUGCCUAAGAGAAUAUAGCUUGCUGUAUCCUGCAAGAUGGGUACCCAUGAAACAUAUUUGUUCACGAAUUGUUCGUUAUCUUGAACAUGGAGUGAUAAUCAAUAAUCGAAUAAAAAAUAGUAUAUUAUACAAUAGGUGCGAUAAACGGCAUUUGACUCACGAGUUUAUUUGACACGAGCGGAGCGAGUAUUUAAAAAACGAGUGACUUAAAAACUUUACCGAACGUGUUGCAUACUAUACUUUUUCUACGACCGUUAGUUUUUGGUCAAAUUUUCGCAAAACACGAAUAUAUUCACUUACAUGAUAGUCAGAAUUGACAAACGUCAAAAUUCAAAGCGUGGAAAAUAUCUCCGAAAACAUCCGAUUGCUCCCAAAUUCGUACGGUAAAAACCCGAAACGAAACUGACUUGGUAAAGUGACGCUUCCCGCACGCUAGAUCGGUGGGUAAUUAGGUAUUUUACAGACGGGAGUAGAAAAAAGAAAUUAAGAAACAGGCUCUGAGAAGUGUUUAUGUGUGGUAAUCGAAUAAUAGGCCCAGUAUUUUAUAUAAUCUGUCGCAGUGCGUGUUAGAAAAUAAAAUGAGAAUUCGGAAAGAGGUAGAAAGACUUAAUGCAACAGACGCGGUUAGAAAUGCUAUUGCGAAAAUGGAAACCAUAUGCCAACGAUGGAGGGAGGUUAUCUAAAAAAUGUUUUGUAAUUAGUAAUAAGUUUUAUUUACUUGCAUUACUUGUUGAUUUUAUAUUAAAAUUAAGUAAUAAAUGUGUAAAACACUUAGGAUAAUAUAUUAUAAUAAAAUACACGAGUUGUAGAAAAAUGGCCAUAACUUUUAAACUAGCAAGCUAUAUAUGUAUAUGAAAUGAUACAGAAUUAAAUACCAAGCCCAAU
This is a messenger RNA of Cylas formicarius (sweet potato weevil), 4751 nucleotides long. RefSeq lists its product as uncharacterized. The record is from RefSeq and is a predicted model, not a curated record. The transcript is spliced from 7 exons. Lineage: Eukaryota; Metazoa; Arthropoda; Insecta; Coleoptera; Brentidae. The coding region runs from base 525 to 2318 and encodes 597 amino acids.